ACGAUUUGUUUAUUAUAAACAGACAUGAAACUAGGGAUUACUAAUCAUUUAUGUAUUACGCAAUACCAAGUAAAAGUUUUGAGUUAAGAAGGAAGACAAAGUUUUUUUCUUUGUUUAUUUGGUAAACUGAUGCUUCACGGGAAUAUUAAUGUCGUUAAUAGGUGCAGACGACAUAAGCACGAAAUGGUGUGUUGUAUACAAAUAUUCGGAGAAUGGACAGAGGUGGCCAAAAGCAGCACAGUGUUUAGUGAAGUGUGAGCUUCAAUUGAAGAAGAAGAAGAAGAAGAAGAGGGAACUUGAAUGGAAUUUAAUAACUGGAAAUAGCGAUGUCGACUGCUGGCAAAAGUUUUCCAACCAAAUAUUUGACAACAAGAAAAAGCACGCAGAGGUAUCUAUGAUUGAAGACAUUGGUAGUAAAAUAGAAGAAAUAGAAAAUGAAAGAAACACCAGUAUUAGAAAAUGUGAAAUUGAGGUGGCAAUAAAUUACUCACCAUGCAAUGAAUGUUCCGAAAUACUGAUUAGUUUGAAAAAGGGCCUUGAAAAGAAAGGUGUUCGUAUCAGAUUAAAAAUAACAUUUGCUAACUUUUACGGCUGUCAAAGAUCCACGUUGAAAAAAAAUUGUAUACCAGGGCUUGUUAAAUUACUCCAAAAUGACAUAAAACUAAAUGUAUUCAGUACAGAGACUUGGGACUGGCUACUCCACGACGUCCUUUGCCUUAAAAAGUCUCGCAAGUUUCAGUAUUUGCUAGACGACGAUGAUCUCGAUAAAAGAAAAGAAAGAGAAGAAAUUGAUUACCAAAUCUUACGUGGUUUAAAAAAAAUUGCAAACGGUUUCGAUGAGUUCAGUUACUUACUCGACUUCUUCAACAGUGAGCAAAGAAAUGAGUUUUCGGAAAAAUUGAUGAAAAUGGUUAAAUCUAAAGAUUGGAGAGAGGCGAAACAAGGCGCUAAAGAUUUUUUCAGUUACACAGAAAGAUUUAUCGCAAAUAUUGAAGAGUAAAUAAUCCAUGUUAUAUUGUGUUCUGUUCAGUAAAAUUCUUUGUUACUUGUAUUUAUUCAGAACUAGAUUUGUUAAGAGUAAGCAACUGUUGAUAUAUUAAGCAAAAAUGUGAAGGAUGCUAUGGGAAGUAUAACGAAAGCAUGAAACGUAUAGAGUUUAUUUAUAAUACUAGUAAAGGUAAGAUAAAAAACAAGUAAAUGCAUGUAAAAGACUGAUUUUUAAUGAAGAAAUACUCUAAUAUAAGCAACAUAAAUAAUAUCUGAAAUUAAUAAAGAAUAUAGAUCUAAGGAAGGAUUUAGUCAUAUAUAGUCAUACACAGUUAGAGAAGUUUUGCGAGCAGAGAAAUGAAAUUGACAAUUGUAUGUAGCUUGUUUACAGCAAUUAUGUAUAUAAACAACUGUUAAGUUGAAUGUUUGGCUGGUGGCACCAUUCCUAUCUAUGGAUUGCUAUAUAUUUUACUUUUUGAACGGAGAAUAACAAUAUCUAAAAAUGUUUACUUUCACAAUAAGAAAUAUUUUGAUUGAAUGUCGCCGUAUAUUACAAUACAUGCACAACUUUU
Molecule: messenger RNA, 1559 nt
Organism: Mercenaria mercenaria
Lineage: Eukaryota; Metazoa; Mollusca; Bivalvia; Venerida; Veneridae
Exons: 2
Coding region: 149-1000 (283 amino acids)
Molecular function (GO): zinc ion binding; hydrolase activity
Source: RefSeq, a predicted model, not a curated record